Messenger RNA from Puntigrus tetrazona (Sumatra barb), 1071 nucleotides. Its product is annotated as trace amine-associated receptor 13c-like. Gene Ontology annotation, biological process: G protein-coupled receptor signaling pathway. The transcript has a single exon. Lineage: Eukaryota; Metazoa; Chordata; Actinopteri; Cypriniformes; Cyprinidae. The coding region runs from base 58 to 1071 and encodes 337 amino acids. Gene Ontology annotation, molecular function: trace-amine receptor activity. Gene Ontology annotation, cellular component: membrane. The record is from RefSeq and is a predicted model, not a curated record.
UAAAUAAAAGGACAGUAAGGAGAGCAGAUCAAACUCCUAACAGGAGGAGACUCACUCAUGGCCUAUGAGACAGAGGAUCAUGAGACUCAAUACUGCUUUCCUGCCAUCAACUCUUCAUGUAUCAAGGGAAAACGCUCCAGUCAUGAAUACUAUAUCAUGUAUGUGUUUUUUUCAUUGCUGUCAGCAUGGACUGUGUUUCUGAAUCUGCUGGUGAUCAUCUCCAUCUCUCACUUCAAAAAGCUUCACACUCCAACCAACCUGAUCAUUCUCUCUCUGGCUGUGGAUGACAUGCUUAUUGGACUUAUUGUGAUGCCUGUAGAUGCUAUUAAACUAAUUGAAUCAUGUUGGUACUUUGGAGACACAUUGUGUGAUGUGUUUAUGAUAAUCAUGGGACUGCUGCUCUCAACAUCUCUUAGUAAUUUAGUUUUAAUUGCUGUUGAUCGUUAUGUGGCUGUGUGUCACCCUUUACUAUACCCACAGAAAAUAACCAUGACUAAAACAUUAAUAAGCAUCUGUCUCUACUGGUUUUUCUGUUUAACUUGCAAUAUUGCCUUUCUAAUUAGUAGCAGAUAUUUUGACACUUCACAAACAACAGACAUGUGUUUUGGAAAGUGCUAUUUAAUAGUAAGUUUUUCAUGGACAUUCACUGACAUGUUUUUAUCCUUUCUGUUCCCUUGUACUCUGAUCAUAACUUUAUAUUUGAGGAUAUUUUAUGUGGCUCAUCAGCAGGUGAAGGUUAUAAACUCACUAGUGAAGGGUGGUAAAAGUGAAAUGGAAGGAUCAAUAAGGAGGAAAUCUGAGAGUAAAGCUGCUCUGACAUUAGGGAUCAUUGUGACAGUUUAUCUACUUUGCUAUAUUCCCUAUUAUAUAUUGUCUGUAGCAGGUACUUCUGUAAUCUCUUCUGCCACAAUGUCAUUUCUGAUAUGGACUUUGUAUUUUAACUCAGGUCUGAAUCCUCUUAUUUAUUCUUUAUUUUACCGCUGGUUUAAAAUAUCAAUUAAAUUCAUCUUAACUCUUAAAAUAUUUAAAACAGCAUCCUCUCUUUUGGACAUUUUUGCUGAAUAUUCAUAA